Molecule: messenger RNA, 675 nt
Organism: Sclerotinia borealis F-4128
Lineage: Eukaryota; Fungi; Ascomycota; Leotiomycetes; Helotiales; Sclerotiniaceae
Source: the annotation of a GenBank genome assembly
AUGACGCAUCCUCUCCAAAACUAUUCUAGUGGUUUGAGUACCUCAAAUACAGGUCUCGGCCUAGGUCUCGCAAUGCCGGGCAUACUUGCCACCGAGAAAAUCAAGAAAGAGCUUUUAGAGGAACAGGAAAGAAAGGAAGCAAACAAGUCACCGGAGCAAAACAUGCGCAUGAAAGCUCGAGCUACGAUGUACGAUAUAAAGAAAACGCCAUGGAACGAGGAACGGAACAAGACAGAUGAAGCAGGCAAGCGGUUACUCGAACAUAUAAAGCUCGAAAAGAAGCGAGUUCAAGAUUCUCAGAAAUGGGGAAGCGAAAAGAUAAGGUCUAAACUUCAUUCCAGAGAGAAACAAGGAAGGAUUGAGACAGAAACGAAACGAAUGAGAGAGAAACUGGAGAAGGAAUUUGGAUCAGCGAGGAAGGCGGAGGAAGAACGUUGGUUGCAGGAGCUGGGAGAGAAUUGCAAUACUCUAAAUGCUAAGAUUCAUAUUGAGAGGUGCAUGCCGUCGAGAUCACGUCUUGUGAGAGGAGGAUCAUGUUGCGAGGAUUGCCAAUAUGAUUCCAGGCUUGCUUUUCUGAAACAGGAAAAAGAGGAAAGCUAUCUCAGAGCUAGUUAUGGGGAAUUUGGAGAGAUGAUUAGUUCUUUGAAGCUACAUUACUAUAAACUGGGUCUAUAG